AUUUCUUGUACUCUUCUGUUGGACUAUGGCCCCUUGGUUUCUCCCCUUGAGAUUUAUCAUAAGCUCUGUACGUAUAGUUGCGGUGACGCUUAUUUUGUCAGCUUCCUGAUAUAAUUUUGAGGCUAGUAAGUAUACUAUUCUCUCAAGCCAACUGAUAAAUGAUUGAACAUAAAUAACGAUGUCGGUAAAUCGUACCCUGUGAGUCAUUUAACGUCUGUUGCAGCUCCGAGCUGGGUUUCUGAAUAGGUAAGCCAAGGAUAUCGGAGCAAUAAGAUAUUAACAUUCCACAUCACGCUACCCUACACUCUUACGCGGGGUCAUAUCGUCCAGCUCGGCAUUUAAACAUCCACAAGCCUUCACAAACCCAUUGCGAGCAACGAUCAAGGCUAGACAAGUCAAUAAGCCGAGGCUCUUCAGAAUGACCAGUCACGGCAUAGCCCGCGCAGUGCGGUCACGGACAGAAGAACAGCGCCAGCAGGAUCUCGUCAAGAUCCAAAAAUACCGUGGUCUCGAGGACGAUAUACGCCAAAAGAUAUCCGACAACAACUAUGGUACCGAAACAUUCCAGCUUACCUCCAAGCUACUACGCCUCAACCCCGAAUACUACACGAUAUGGAACGCCCGCAGGCGCUGUCUAAUCUAUGGCUUAUUGUCCAAACCCUCGGCUGGAUCGCCGCUCUCGAAGGAGUCGCAGAAUACCUCAGCGAUAGACACUCACACAGCCUCUUCCGACGCUUCGUUGCCCUCCUCCUCGACCGAGAUCCCGCCACGCCCCAGCCUCCCGACAGCUGGGAAGACUGGUACAACGACUGAUAGCGAUGCCGAUACCGACGUGAUACGCUCCGAACUGGGCUUCACUGUUCCUCUGCUGAUGGAAUUCCCCAAGUGCUACUGGAUAUGGAAUUAUCGACUAUGGACGCUUGACCGUGCCAUCGAAAGACUUGAUGUAUCCAUAGCUCGGCGCAUUUGGGAAGAGGAGCUAGGUCUUGUCAGCAAGAUGCUCACCAAAGAUCGAAGGAACUUCCACGCCUGGGGCUACCGUCGCCACGUUGUCGCGCAGCUCGAGAGCUCCGUGCUCAACGGGCAGAGCUUGGUAGAGCUCGAGUUUGAGUAUACCACCAAAAAAAUCCAUGAGGAUUUGUCCAAUUUCUCAGCAUGGCAUAACCGAAGUCAGCUCAUUACAAGACUUUUGAAUGAGCGCAAAGCAGACGACGCGUCUCGCAAAGAUUUACUGAACAAAGAAAUCGAGAUUAUUCGCGAAGCGCUGAAUGUUGGACCGGAAGACCAGUCCUUAUGGUACUAUCAUCAGUUCCUAGUAUUGAACCUCGCAAAUUCUUCAUCAAGCCGCCAAAUAGCGCCAAAUCUGACGAUGGAGGAGCGCAAGUCAUACAUUGACGAUGAAAUAACCGAAAUCAAGGAUCUACUGCAAGACUACAAGGACAUAAAAUGGAUUUACGAGGCUCUCAUUGAGUACGCAAUCGCAUUGAGCCAGCUCACGGGGCAGCCAUUCGAGCCCCGGAGUCGAAGUGAUGUGACAUCUUGGUUACAGAUUCUCAGGAAAUUAGACCCUAAACGAAACGGACGAUGGAGUAAUUUGGAAAAAGACUUGGGCUUAUCACAGACAUGAUUCUGAACCUAUUAACUAUCUAAUAUAUGUAUACCAUACGCCAUUAGACCAUGAUGUAGCGAUGAAUUCGUUGAUAACUCCUAUCGACCGAAAAUUUGUGGACGCAAAUGUUUUAAAGUCCUCCAUCAUUAGUAUCAAUGUGCGC
Fusarium verticillioides 7600 is the source of this 1772-nucleotide messenger RNA. RefSeq names its product geranylgeranyl transferase type-2 subunit beta. Lineage: Eukaryota; Fungi; Ascomycota; Sordariomycetes; Hypocreales; Nectriaceae. The record is from RefSeq and is a predicted model, not a curated record. The coding region runs from base 419 to 1627 and encodes 402 amino acids. The transcript is spliced from 4 exons. Gene Ontology annotation, biological process: protein geranylgeranylation. Gene Ontology annotation, cellular component: cytoplasm; Rab-protein geranylgeranyltransferase complex. Gene Ontology annotation, molecular function: Rab geranylgeranyltransferase activity.